AUGUUCUAUAGCCAUGAAAUUCUCACGUCCCCGGAGCAUGGUGUUGCUACGAUAUGGCUAGUGGCGACCCUCGGCUCCAAGUCUAUCACGCGGAAGUUGAACCGCAAGGCAAUACUGGACGUGGAUGUAACUAGGGCCUGCGGUGUGAUCAAGGACCCGGAGGCUCCAAUGGCGCUGAGACUUCAGGGGAACUUGUUGUACGGAGUCUCGCGAGUCCACAAUCAGCAAUGCGGUUAUACUCUCACCGAUGUCCAGGCGAUACAUGACCGGAUGAGAUCUCUAUUUAGGGUCAUGUCUGGGGGCGGGCUGGAUCCAAGUGCUGGGAAAGCGAGACCAGAACAGCUUAUAUUACCCUACGAUCCGACCUUUCUGCCUGAGACCAACUUGCCUGGACUGGGACUUGAUCUGUCCUCCUUGCUACUCUCAGAGAACAAGUCAUUGAGUCAGCAGUCUUCUAUGUUGCUACCUUCCACACCCGACCUCCCUCAAUCCUCACUUGCCCUGAGCGCCAGCCCACGCCUCAGCUUCUCGUCUAGUGAUAUUGCCACAAGGGACUGGGGCCGAUUCGGUUCGGACGCAGACGCCACCGGUUCUGUCCAGAGAGGCCUCGGCUUAGUUGGAAUUGCGUCUUCUACCUUUGAGGAGGGUGGCGUCUUGCUUCAACCGGAUUUUGAGUUCGACGAGGACGGGAAUAUCGUCGAACUUGGGCCUCGUCGCGCUUCUGAAAUAACCAGGCACAGAGGAAGUGAAUAUCCCAUUCCGCGGGAACAUGAUCAGGUUCCACUGCAUGACUUGUCGCCUCAGGCGAUGGCCGUAGACGAUGAGAUGGUAAUGGUUGUUCAGGAGCCUAGCGGGUCAUCUCGAGCUCAUUCGACCACAGGCCAACCCGGCGUCCCUGUUCUGGAGGAAAAGGAGGUGGAGACCGAGAGCGCCCAGGCUAGCAACGGAGCAUCUACAGGCCGUGGUAAACGCCAACCUAGGCCCAUAAUUACCGACAAACAGAUCGCACUGCGAAAUACAGAGUUGGCAGGUCUCAACAAUGGCUAUGUGGAGAACAUGGCUGCUGCUGUGCAACAAAAGUCUUAUAGCAAACAGUCAGCCCAAGCUAAGAAGAACGCUAUUCUCUGGGUUUAUGGCCUCGGUAUAGGGUCUGUUGGUGGCGGCGUGGGCGCCUCCCAGUACCAGCAUCCUUUGAAUUGUUUCUCUGGAGACGCCUUGUACGAGGCCCUAAGUGGUGAGAGACAGAGCAAAACACUCAAGCGCAAACAGUCUUCUGAACCGGAACAUGACUCCGAUUCGGAGACACGGCGAGUACGUGCAAAGGAAGAAGAAUAUGAAGAGGAAUUGGGCCGGGGCGAACAGUUAGAGGGCGAUGAUCUCUGGCGCGAGAAUGUCGAGAUCGGCCGUCAAGCCUCGUCGGUUAUUCAUGAAGGAAAUUCCCAGAUGCCGUGGAACAUCACAGCCUCGGUACAGAGCUCCCGGUUCGGUUCUUCCAUCGCGAAUGCGUUCCGCGGAUUUGGAAGCGCCAGCGAUGUGUCGUCCCGACUCAUGCCCCACUCCGUGGGAUCGUUCGGCACCGAUCUAGAUCUUGCUCAGUUACGAGGUCAAAGAUCACGAAGCCAAGCAAGUGCUAGCCCACUCGCCGGCCGCAGCCUUCCUUUCGACAUUGACGUGUUGACCGGUUUGGAUCUCGAAGCCAACGACCUGGCGAAUCUCGAAGACCUCGACUUGGGCGAUUAUCUCCAGACAAACCUCUACUCUGAUGAAAAUGCCGGAAUGGAAGGUGUUCAGGAUAGAAACCAGCUGAAUUCCCAGAAUACGCAUCUUUCCACGCUGGACCAGGAGAGCGUCAACUUCCUUGACUUUCUCAUGGUCAAGGUCGACGGCCAGAUGACGGCAUCCACCCACGGACCUGAUGGUACUACUUCUUCUGGAGUGAAGCAAAUCACGUUUUCUGCGCUCAUCCCUCCAGAGAGUAGCUCUCGUGCUGUCGCGACACAUGGCCUCAUGCAUACGCUCACCCUGGCAACCAAGGGAUUCAUAAAUGUUGCACAGGAGCCCUACGAAGAUGAUAGUAGCGAGGAGCAUGGAACACGGUACCGCUAUGGGGAGAUACAUCUCCAGCUGUUGGGUGCGUAG
Aspergillus campestris IBT 28561 is the source of this 2139-nucleotide messenger RNA. RefSeq names its product Rad21/Rec8 N terminal domain protein. Bases 1 to 2139 code for a protein of 712 amino acids. Gene Ontology annotation, molecular function: chromatin binding; protein binding. The transcript has 6 exons. Gene Ontology annotation, cellular component: cohesin complex; synaptonemal complex. Gene Ontology annotation, biological process: mitotic sister chromatid cohesion; synaptonemal complex assembly; replication-born double-strand break repair via sister chromatid exchange. NCBI's taxonomy places the organism in Eukaryota, Fungi, Ascomycota, Eurotiomycetes, Eurotiales, Aspergillaceae. The record is from RefSeq and is a predicted model, not a curated record.